Molecule: messenger RNA, 1392 nt
Organism: Naegleria gruberi
Lineage: Eukaryota; Heterolobosea; Eutetramitea; Acrasida; Naegleriidae
Exons: 1
Coding region: 1-1392 (463 amino acids)
Biological process (GO): microtubule cytoskeleton organization; mitotic cell cycle
Cellular component (GO): microtubule; cytoplasm
Molecular function (GO): structural constituent of cytoskeleton; GTP binding
Source: RefSeq, a predicted model, not a curated record
AUGAGCAAUGUGAUAACACUCCAAAUUGGCCAAUGUGGUAAUCAAGUUGGGCUUUCGUUUUUUCAGAAUUUAUCAUCCCAACUCAUACAAAAUAGAUUGAAUAGAGUUGUUGCUGGGGACAAGUUUGUAGUGAAUGAGGAACGUUAUUUACCUUUCGGAGACUCUGCUAUGGAUUGUUUCUUUAGACCCAAUACAAAAAAUCCUUCCGAUCCAAUGAUUGCAAGAGCCUUAUUGAUUGAUAUGGAACCGAAAGUAAUACACAAUACAUUGAAUACAGCAAAUCGGAAGCAUGAAAAUCAAUUAUUUGAAUAUGAUACAAAUAAUGUUUAUCAUCAACAAUCAGGAAGUGCUAAUAAUUGGGCAUAUGGAUUUAAUGUACAUGGACCUAAUUGUGGAGAUUCAAUUUUGGAAAAAGUGAGAAAGGAAGCAGAGUUGUGUGAUUGUUUAUCAGGAUUUGUUCUUCUGCAAAGUAUGGCUGGUGGAACUGGUUCUGGAAUGGGUUGUCAUAUUUCUCAAACUUUGAGAGAUGAAUUUCCUCAUUCAUUACUCAUGAACCAAGUUGUUUGGCCUCACGAGGCAGGAGAAGUCAUUGUACAGAAUUAUAAUACUCUGCUCACACUACAGAAAUUAUAUGAAAUUUCUGAUAGUAUUUACUGUUUCAAAAAUGACCAAUUGUUUUUAACUUGUAAAAGAUUGAUGGGAAUAGAAAGUCCUUCAUUCAAUGACAUGAAUACUGUCAUUGCUGACCAUAUGAGUUGCUUAGCUUUACCUAGCUCUCCAAUUACUUGUGCUGAUAAUGCAUGCCAACUAUUGUAUGAUCCAAUCCAACACCUUUGCUCGCAUCCAGCUUACAAGAUUAUAAAUUCGAGAAUAAUACCACACAUGUCAGCAAAAAGCAAAGAUUAUAGUGUUUUUAGAUGGGAAGGAUUAAUGAAGCAUUUACAUCAAAUGCUUAUUGCGGAUGCUCCUAUUGAGGAAUGUAUUAAUUGGAAAGUGAAUUUAUCUGAUAGAAGAUGGGACUCAAUGAUCAACAAAUCAAUAACCAAUUUAAUGAUUUUGAGAGGAAAAGAAGUUGGAGGAAUCCAAGCAGAACUUGUCAAUCCAUUUUUCAACAGUAAAAUUUACUCAUCCUACAUCAAUCCAAGGGAAGCUAUGAAAAUUAAUAUUAAUGAGAAUCCAGCAGGAUUUAAUGGAUUUGAGAAAACUGCAUUCUUAAUGAGUAAUUGUCAGUCAAUUGUGCCUCAAUUAGAUAAGGUAAUUUCCAAAGCAUUCCAAAUGUUUAAUGCAAAGGCGUACACUCACCACUACGAGAAACACCAUGUUGGAAAGGUAGAAAUGGAAGAGAUGUUUAUGAGAACAGAGCAAAUAUUGUACGAUUAUCAACAUAUGUAA